AUGUUGAACGGCCUGGCGAACGGCGGCUUUUUCACCCUUUACCCAGUCGUGGUGGCCAGCAUGGCUGCUCGCGUUGAGAACAGCGAGUCCGGCCGCGUGGCGAUAUCAAUGGGCAUGGCAAUCUCGGGGUGGACAGGGGGCUAUUUGAUGGGCGUACCUAUUGCAGGCUAUCUCCUUCAAGCCUCGGGGCUAGGAGGCUCAGGAGGAACACAACAGGCCAAGUCCGGCGCCUCGAUCGAUCCAUACAGGCUGGCGAUAUUCUACGCUGGCGGCGUCGCCCUCGCGGCAGCCGCGGGUGUCUCGAUUGCGAGACUAAAACUCGAACACGGCGUGAGGAAGAGGGUCUAA
This is a messenger RNA of Cladophialophora psammophila CBS 110553, 348 nucleotides long. RefSeq lists its product as uncharacterized. NCBI's taxonomy places the organism in Eukaryota, Fungi, Ascomycota, Eurotiomycetes, Chaetothyriales, Herpotrichiellaceae. The record is from RefSeq and is a predicted model, not a curated record. The coding region runs from base 1 to 348 and encodes 115 amino acids. The transcript is spliced from 2 exons.